Molecule: messenger RNA, 2391 nt
Organism: Xenopus laevis (African clawed frog)
Lineage: Eukaryota; Metazoa; Chordata; Amphibia; Anura; Pipidae
Gene: smad6.2.L
Product: SMAD family member 6, gene 2 L homeolog
Exons: 5
Coding region: 244-1359 (371 amino acids)
Biological process (GO): SMAD protein signal transduction; cell differentiation; regulation of DNA-templated transcription
Cellular component (GO): heteromeric SMAD protein complex; nucleus; cytoplasm
Molecular function (GO): transcription regulator inhibitor activity; I-SMAD binding
Source: RefSeq, a predicted model, not a curated record
GGAAGUCUGUGGGUCGGUGUCUAUGUGCCUCACAGCACAACCGCACACAUGGGAGUCGCACACACAGCUGAGAAGUGAGAGAGUCGCUGAUACUGGGGAUGGAGACUAUACACUAAUCCACUUACCGACAUGGAGGGUAUCGGGCCCAUUUGGAAGUCCCAGUAGAUCGGUGUCUUAUUUGGAUAUUUCAGCAUAUCUUGCCCCACAACCUCUGGGGUCCUGCCAAUUGCCCAUCUCCAUCUUAUGUUCCGUUCCCGCCGGUCUGUCUCUGCAAGGCAACUUUGGCGGCAGCGGUGCCUAGUGCCCAGCCGGGGUCAGGGGGAGGGGGCGCCCCCCAGCCCCGAGGAUCUACAGAAUGCCCUGCGGCCUGCAGCCCACCAGCUCUUCAAGAAACUGAAGGAUGAGCAGCUGUGGCAGUUGGCGGAGGCGCUGGAGAGCAGGGGAUCCUGGGAAUGUGGGUGUGUCUUUUUACCAUGGGAUUCACGGAGCGGGAAGCAGCCAUUGCCCCCCCACGUGCUCCUGUGCAAACUCUAUCGCUGGCCGGACCUUCGCCAUGGGGCCGAGCUCAAGAGAUUGAUCCAAUGUGAGAGUUUCUGGAGGAAGAGCGGAGAGGGGACGUCCCUGUGCUGUAACCCCUACCACUUCAGCCGGCUGGCAGCUCCAGAUUCAUCCUCCCCAUUAUCCAUUAAAGCACGGGACCUUCCUCGGUUCUUCCUUGGAGAUACCCCCAUUGCCCGGUCAGUCCAGGGGGGCAAGAUAAGCAGCAUUCGAGGUCGUCAGGACACUACUCUGUCCCGAAGUACCAACAGGGAUGGCUACUGGUGCAAACUGGCAUACUGGGAACACAGGACCCGAGUGGGACGACUCUACAACGUGAGCGAGCCUUCUGUCAACAUUUUCCAUGACCUUCCAAAGGGGAGCGGGUUCUGCCUGGGUUACCUACACUCUGAAACCCGUAACGAGACGGUGAGGCGCACUCGGAAGAAGAUUGGUCAGGGCCUGACCCUUAGUCGUGAGCACGAUGGCAUCUGGGUCUAUAAUCGCAGUGAGCACCCCAUCUUUGUCAACUCCCCCACUCUGGCUCCGGUGAGUGGCCGUGGGCAGUCGGUCUACAAAGUGCUGCCAGGAUACUCCAUCAAAGUGUUUGACUCUGAGCAAGGGGUCAGCAUGUCCGGUUACAAUUACCUGGGGGAUGGGCCCUGUGACCCCCACAGUGUGCGCAUCAGCUUUGCUAAGGGCUGGGGGUCUUCAUACUCCCGGCAGUUCAUAACCUCCUGCCCAUGCUGGCUGGAAAUUCUCCUUAGCCCCUCAAGGUAUUCAAGAGAUGAGAGUAUCUCCACAAGGAACCAUGUCAUGUAGGCUCCAUAAUGAAAAGAAGACUACCCCCCCAAGGCCAACUACCAAUGAAACCUGGGGGAUGAUGUGUGACCUGCUGAACCCAUGAGAGAUGUGUUGGUUGAGCAUCAUUGAAGGAUCUCUGACCUCUUCAAUCAUCUAAAGGUUCCUCAUGGGAACAGACAUCCAUGUUUCCAUAUUGUUCCUCCUUAACAUCGGCAGCAUCCAGACCCCCAGGUCCCGAAACCUUUACUAAAAGAGGUGCCAACAUGGAGCCCAUUAAGUGCCCCAACUUUGUGCCAGAUUAGGUCUUCUUCUUACUUCUUCUUCUGACUCCACUCUUUGUCCCGUAUCAGCCGACCAGUCUCUCUGAAUUCUUUACAGUCCCACAAGAUCCUGUAGAACCAUACACUCGACUGAUCCAUAGACUUGUCUUACCUGUGUAAUGAAGCUGCAGCCGUUGCACCUGGAGCUGUGCCCUCCAUACCCUCAAAUCUGUACCCCAAAUUUACUAUGCAGUAUGCAUUAUCUUCAAGCAGUUGUUUCCCAGAAUCCUUUGCUAUGUUUCAGUUUGGUGUGCACUCUGAUUGGAUAAUGGUUUUUGAUUGCAUUUGUCUGGGACCAAUAAUUCCACGCCUGGUCACCUGGGAGUGUCCUAUAGAGCUGCAGAACUGAGUGAGAACAAGCCAAUCACAGGCCUUCUCUUCAUUCCAUUGGACAAAUCUUCAUAGCAAACUUUCCAUGGGCCCAUCAGGGGUCAUCUUUGCAGCAAGGGGGAGGGGGACAGUUCAGCUGCCCAAUCAUAGAUGAGGUUUUGAGUUGGGGGGGUAAAGAAUGUGUGAGUAGAUCUGGGAAAGCUGUUUUCCUUAACAUGCUGUUGAACUACAACUCCCAGUAUCUGCCAUCAGCCAAUGAGAAGUGUAGUUCAGUGAGCCCAAGUAGGUCGUGGGAAGUGAGAAGGUAAUUAGGAAGGUGAAGAGACGUAAGUGGGAAGGGGUGAGUGUCCGGGCCGAGCACUUGGGGAGAGGAGGGAAAGUGAAUAGAAGGAAAUGGGGG